GUAGCCGGGGAGGGAUGGAGAGCGGGCCGGCGGGGCUGCAGGAGCACCGGCGUGGGGCGUAGGCGGGCGCGAGCGGGCGUGAGCAGGCGCUCGGGCGCGAGAAGUGUGCGGGCGCAGGAGCACUUUGCGAUAGGAUGAGGCUCUUGGCUGGCGCGCGGUAGUACUAUGAUUUGGUAUGUGGCCACUUUGAUAGCAAGUGUGAUCAGCACCCGAGGUCUUGCGGCUCAAGCUGCCCACGGCCUUCGAGAGGAGCCUGAGUUUGUUACUGCGAGAGCCGGUGAGGGCGUGGUCCUGCGAUGCGAUGUGAUUCACCCAGUGACGGGACAGCCCCCACCCUAUGUCGUGGAGUGGUUCAAGUUUGGGGUGCCCAUCCCUAUCUUCAUCAAGUUUGGCUACUAUCCCCCUCAUGUGGACCCUGAGUAUGCAGGCCGGGCAAGUCUUCAUGAUAAAGCAUCCCUGCGACUGGAGCAGGUUCGCUCUGAGGACCAGGGCUGGUACGAGUGCAAAGUGCUCAUGCUGGACCAACAAUAUGACACCUUUCACAAUGGUAGCUGGGUCCACCUUACCAUCAAUGCUCCUCCCACCUUUACGGAAACACCCCCCCAGUACAUCGAGGCCAAGGAGGGCGGCAGUGUUACCAUGACCUGCACAGCUUUUGGGAACCCCAAGCCCAUUGUCACCUGGCUGAAGGAGGGGACACUCCUAGGUGCUAGUGGGAAAUACCAGGUGAGUGAUGGCAGCCUGACGGUGACAUCGGUCAGUAGGGAGGACAGAGGUGCCUACACCUGUCGCGCAUACAGCAUUCAGGGGGAGGCUGUUCAUACCACCCACCUGCUUGUCCAAGGGCCUCCCUUCAUCGUUUCCCCUCCUGAGAACAUCACUGUCAACAUAUCCCAGGAUGCUCUGCUCACCUGCCGGGCAGAGGCGUAUCCCGGCAACCUUACCUACACCUGGUAUUGGCAGGACGAGAACGUCUACUUCCAGAAUGACCUGAAGUUGAGAGUGCGGAUCCUGAUCGAUGGGACCCUGAUCAUCUUCCGGGUGAAACCUGAGGAUGCAGGGAAAUACACCUGUGUUCCUAGCAACAGCCUGGGGCGCUCCCCUUCUGCCUCAGCAUACUUAACUGUGCAGUAUCCAGCCCGUGUCCUCAACAUGCCCCCUGUCAUCUACGUGCCCGUGGGAAUUCACGGCUAUAUCCGAUGCCCUGUGGAUGCAGAGCCACCAGCCACCGUGGUCAAGUGGAACAAAGAUGGCCGCCCCCUGCAGGUUGAGAAGAACCUGGGUUGGACCUUGAUGGAGGAUGGCUCUAUUCGGAUUGAGGAGGCCACAGAGGAGGCUCUUGGCACUUACACCUGUGUGCCUUACAACACCUUGGGGACCAUGGGCCAGUCUGCUCCUGCACGGCUUGUCCUGAAGGACCCCCCGUAUUUUACGGUGCUACCAGGCUGGGAGUAUAGGCAGGAGGCUGGCCGGGAGCUGCUUAUCCCCUGUGCUGCUGCAGGGGACCCUUUCCCUGUCAUCACUUGGAGAAAGGUAGGGAAGCCCAGCAGAAGCAAGCACAAUGCCCUGCCCAGCGGGAGUCUCCAGUUUCGAGCCCUGAGUAAGGAGGACCACGGGGAGUGGGAGUGCAUCGCCACCAACGUGGUCACCAGCAUCACUGCCAGUACCCACCUGACCGUCAUCGGCACCAGCCCCCAUGCCCCGGGCAGUGUCCGGGUCCAGGUCUCCAUGACAACUGCCAACGUGUCCUGGGAGCCAGGCUAUGAUGGAGGAUUCGAGCAGACAUUCUCAGUUUGGUACGGACCUCUGAUGAAGCGGGCACAGUUUGGGCCCCAUGACUGGCUAUCUUUGCCAGUGCCACCGGGACCCAGCUGGUUGCUAGUGGAUGCCCUGGAGCCUGAGACAGCAUACCAGUUCAGCGUCCUGGCCCAGAACAAGCUGGGAACGAGCGCCUUCAGUGAGGUGGUCACUGUGAACACUUUAGCAUUCCCUAUCACAACUCCAGAACCCCUGGUGCUGGUUACCCCACCGAGGUGCCUCACAGCCAAUCGGACCCAGCAGGGUGUGCUCCUGUCUUGGUUACCCCCUGCCAAUCACAGCUUUCCCAUUGACCGCUACAUCAUGGAAUUUCGUGUCGGGGAACACUGGGAGACGUUAGAUGGUGCCAUCCCGGGCACUGAUGGAGACUUCUUUGCCAAGGAUCUGUCACAGGACACCUGGUACGAGUUCCGGGUUCUGGCCGUCAUGCAGGAUCUGAUCAGUGAGCCCAGCAACAUUGCCGGUGUCUCCAGCACAGACAUCUUCCCACAGCCGGACCUGACCGAUGAUGGGCUAGCUCGGCCUGUGUUGGCUGGAAUCGUAGCUACCAUCUGCUUCUUGGCAGCUGCCAUCCUGUUCAGCACUCUGGCCGCCUGCUUUGUCAACAAGCAGCGCAAGCGUAAGCUCAAGCGCAAAAAAGAUCCUCCACUCUCCAUCACUCACUGCAGAAAGAGCUUGGAGUCUCCCCUGUCAUCUGGCAAGGUGAGCCCUGAGAGCAUCCGCACUCUCCGGGCCCCAUCGGAGUCCUCUGAUGACCAAGGCCAGCCAGCAGCCAAGAGGAUGCUGAGUCCCACCCGGGAGAAAGAGCUGUCAUUGUACAAGAAGACCAAGAGGGCCAUCAGCAGCAAGAAGUACAGCGUGGCCAAGGCUGAGGCUGAGGCUGAGGCCACGACACCCAUUGAGCUCAUCAGCAGAGGCCCUGAUGGCCGCUUUGUGAUGGAUCCCUCUGAGAUGGAGCCCUCGAUGAAGAGCAGGCGCAUUGAGGGCUUUCCCUUUGCCGAGGAGACGGACAUGUACCCUGAGUUCCGCCAGUCAGAUGAGGAGAACGAGGACCCGCUGGUGCCCACAUCUGUGGCUGCCUUGAAGUCCCAGCUGACCCCUCUGUCAUCCAGCCAGGAGUCCUACCUGCCACCACCAGCAUACAGCCCUCGGUUCCAGCCCCGUGGGCUGGAGGGCCCCGGCGGCCUGGAAGGUCGGCUCCAGGCCACAGGCCAAGCCAGACCUCCCGCCCCCCGGCCCUUCCACCAUGGCCAGUAUUAUGGGUACCUCAGCAGCAGCAGCCCUGGGGAGGUGGAGCCACCGCCCUUCUACAUGCCAGAAGUGGGCAGCCCCUUGAGCUCUGUCAUGUCCUCCCCACCCCUGCAUACUGAGGGGCCUUUUGGCCACCCCACCAUUCCUGAGGAAAACGGAGAGAACGCUUCCAACAGCACGCUGCCCUUGACUCAGACACCCACGGGAGGGCGCUCCCCUGAGCCCUGGGGUCGGCCAGAAUUCCCCUUUGGGGGACUGGAAACCCCGGCCAUGAUGUUUCCCCACCAGCUGCACCCCUGUGACGUAGCCGAGAGUCUGCAGCCCAAGGCUUGCCUCCCUCGAGGACUGCCCCCCACCUCCCUGCAGGUGCCCGCGGCCUACCCGGGCAUCCUGUCUCUGGAGGCGCCCAAGGGCUGGGCAGGCAAGUCGCCGGGCAGAGGCCCCGUCCCAGCACCGGCCUCCGCUAAGUGGCAGGACAGACCUAUGCAACCUCUGGUGAGCCAAGGGCAGCUAAGACAUACCAGCCAAGGUAUGGGCAUACCCGUGUUGCCUUACCCCGAGCCGGCUGAGCCGGGGGGGCACAGCGGCCCCAGCACAUUUGGCCUGGACACCCGGUGGUACGAGCCCCAGCCCCGGCCCCGGCCCAGCCCCCGGCAGGCCAGGCGCGCCGAGCCCAGUUUACAUCAAGUGGUGCUACAGCCCUCCCGGCUCUCGCCUCUGACCCAAAGUCCCCUGAGCUCCCGCACCGGCUCCCCUGAGCUUGCCGCCCGGGCCCGGCCCCGCCCGGGCCUCCUGCAGCAGGCAGAAAUGUCGGAGAUCACCCUGCAGCCACCAGCCGCUGUCAGCUUCUCUCGCAAGUCCACGCCAUCCACCGGCUCCCCUUCCCAGAGCAGCCGCAGCGGGAGCCCCAGCUACCGGCCCACCAUGGGCUUCACCACUCUGGCCACAGGCUACCCCUCCCCUCCGCCAGGCCCUGCAGGGCCUGCGGACAACCUGGAUGUGUUUGGACAGACGCCUUCCCCUCGAAGGAUGGGGGAGGAGCUGCUCAGACCAGAGCCCCCCCCACCGCCAUUACCUACUUCAGGAACACAUCCACCUGCACCUGGGCAUGCUGCUGCACCUGAGAGGCUGGAGGCUCUGAAAUACCAACGGAUAAAGAAGCCCAAAAAGUCAUCCAAGGGCUCUUCGAAGUCAAAGAAACGAUCCGACGGUUCUGCCUCCCAGGCUCAGCAGCUUCCAGACUCCCAGGUUCUGUGGCCCGAUGAAGCCGUCUGCCUCCGAAAGAAGAAGAGACACUCUCGGCCUGACCCUUUUGCCCGCCUCUCAGACCUGUGCCACCGCCAGCUUCCAGAAGACCAGACGGCGAUUCUCAACAGCGUGGAUCAUGAUGACCCUGGCCAUGCCACCCUGCUGUGACACGACACAACUCUAAGUGUUCCCUGAGUGGCAGUGCUGGGCUGAGGGGCAAGGGAGGAUGAGGGUGUGCCAGCAGGCGGGCAGUUUCUGGGGCUGCUCUGACCUUUGUUCUGUUCAUUUUGCCUCUGGCCAGAGUGGAACCUCUGAAUCCUGGCCAUCCGGUCUCACUUUCAGAACAGAAGGCCAGGGGCAGACCUCUAGGUAGAGAUCAGAAAGUGAACCAGGGACAGGGAGAGAUCUGCCUCCUUCCCACCUCUCCCCUCUUCCCUGGCUUGAUUUUUCUCACCUCUUCAAAUAUCUUUGGAAGUGAAGAAGGGGAAAGCAAUGGCUUUUACUGCUCUCUGCUUGUGUUUCAGUUUCUCAAAUCCUGGAAGAGGGCUGGACUUCCAUCCCAUCUUCCAAAUCUACAUAUAUAUAGAUAUAGAUACAAAUGCAUAUGUAUGUAGUUUGUGGGCUUCUCUAUGUAUAUAUAUGUACAUUGAAGCAAAGUGCUGUUUAUUUCUGUGGUCAGUGAAGGAAGGAGGUAGAGGGCAGCAGACUGCUGGGGUUUGUGAGUAGGACUGGCUGAGAGCCAGCUGGGCAUCUGAUAUCCGUCCUGGGUAUUCUUCCUUCUGAAACAGGAUUCAUGGCUUCUCAGCUGAACUCUACCUUCUCCUGUCCAGAGCAGAAAUGGGUCUUCCAAUGCUUUCUAGCUGCCUGCUUUGGGGGUUCAGCAAUGAGUUACCACAGAACUAAACACAAGCCUUUAUUUCUUGGUUCCUGCGUGAAGAAAGGGUAGCCAGCAAAGGGCCAGACUGGCAUCUUUCUUCCUUCCACAGUUUGUCCCAUGCUGCGGAAGUAGAAGCUGCUUAGCAGUGGGGCCAAGAAGCAGGUCCUGAUGCACAAACUCGAGCUGAUUCGUCAGUCCCCUUUGGUCCAGCCAGGGCCAGAAGCCCUGUGGCCAAAGGGCUUCCCGUUCUGGAGCCAUCUGUUCUGAACACCAAGCUGCCGCGGCUCUAUUUAUAUCCUGCCUCUGGCUCGGCACCCUCUGGAGCGCUGCUCCAAAGGCACUGAUUGGAUUCCUCCUUUCCUUUUGUGGGAGCUAAUUCCCCAGAUUGAUUAAUUGCCACUUGUGGGGAGCCUGCCUGCGUCUCCUUUCCAUCUCUCCACAUGCUGCCUGCAGACUCUUCUUUGCCCUGGGCCCUCCUGCAUUCCGUGGACCCAAGCUCCAACAGGAUGGGAUCACAUGAAGCUAGGGUGCCUCAGAUUUCCAGAUUCUGGGGCAACUCUGGAUCCCCUCUCUUCCCUCAGUUUUAUUUCUGUGGAACUGGCUGAGGCAAAGGGAUGAAGGUAGAAGGGUGAUAGGUAGGGGCCUGGGUUCUGGUCCUUUUUCUGCCAAAAUCUUGUCCUAGUUCAAACUAUUAGCACCCAGAAGCUUCUUUGCACUCAUCUUACAGUGACUAAAGAUGCAUCUCCAGUAAGAUAAUGGUGCUGCCCAAGAGCAGGACAGAAGGUCCUGAAGAUGGAUAGGGGUGCAUCUGCUCUUUCCCUUCUUCUUAUGCAGGAGCCUGUGUUCUGACUACCUGGGAAUAAAGGUGGCUGUCAGGUUCCUUGAAGUAUUUCCUUCUUGGUGCUGUUGUCUUGGUGGGUUUGGGGACAUCUACCUCUCCCCAGUUACCUGCUUGGAUGUUGGCCAGGUCAAAGAUCUAGAGGCUUCUGCUGGUCUCACUGCAGUUGCUACUGGUUUAGCCCACAUGACCUCAGCAAGGGGGGCUCUGAGAGCUGGGGAGCUUCUCCCUGCUGGGAACUUCCAUCUUAGGGAAUGGAUUCUUCUCUGCCACACAAGCCCCGGUGCUUCCUUUCUCUUGCCUAGAGAGUGGGGACCAACUCCACUUUUGGGGUCUGGCUACAUGCCACAUAACCAUGGUUCCUUUCUAAGGGCAGUGAGUCAUGGUGACAGAGGUGGGAGAGGGCAGUUUCUGGCCCUCAUCUUGUUGACUGCCCCACUGCUCUGGACUGGGCCUUGCACCCUUGGGGUGGAGCCUCGACCUUCUGGCCAAUGCACUUCUCCUGGCAUCCAAGACCACUUUACCACCAGGUGGCAGUUCCAGCAAAACAGAAAAGCAGAGGUCGGGUGACUGUCUGCUUUUCAGAGGCAGCACUACCUCUGCCACUGUGCCCGAUAAGUGACUCACUGAGUACCUCUCCUAGGGCAUGCAGGGAAUGGACAUGGGUCUCAUACCAAGUCAGUUUGAACCCUCUCUGGGCAUGUUGUUUGCCAACCAGGGUGGAUCCUGGAUGAAAUGUGAAUGUGGGAUGCCAGGGCUGAAGGACUUCAGGGUGAAUUGGGCCAAUCUUUCUGAGCCCUGCGCUUGGAAUUCUAGGUCCUGAGCUUACAGAAGAGGAGAAGAUGGGGUGGAAGGCUUUGCCAUUUUAGGGUGUCCUACAAGACUGAGAGCCUAUCUCUGGGCUGAGGUGCCUCAGACUACAGCUGUGCUUUCCCAAGUGAGCCAUCUCCAGGGACCCCCAGUGAGCCAUAUCCAGGGCUAACAAAGGUGCUGACUCCUGUCUUCUCUUCUUCCUCUGGCAGUGCACCUUACCUCAGUGCAUCAGACCAAAUGGUUGGAGCUGUGCUUUUUUGCUGGCCACUGAGUGGCAACUAUGCUGGGACAUCCCUAAGGCUAGGGAAAGGACACAUAGCCAACUUAACCUUUUGACAGCCUCACACUCAUUUCUCCUCCUAAGAGGGCUUCCUUCUUGUGACAGUGUCCUUGAAGGCCAGCAGCCUCUCUGCAGCCCUGGGAGCUAUUUCAGUCCUUCCUUUAAGGGCUGUGGUGGAAAUUGGCAGAAUACAGUCCCCUUUGUCCCUCUGAUGGAGGGUAAAGAUGUCACAGGCACAUGCUUCCGUGCUGGGUGUGUGUGCAUGCGUGUGAGGGCGUGGUUGUGAACAUGUGCAUGAUGGGGGUAUAGCCUUUUCUUGGGACCAAAUGUCCUUUGUACUCUGCACUUGAACAAUGGCGAUGUGCACUUUUGAGCUUCCUAGGACUUUCGUGCUCCACUCUGUGGGUGAUCAAACGUCCUCCAGACUUCCUCUUUUAUGGUCUGGUAGCUUUGCAGAAGAAGCAACUCAGAUAAAAACCUAUUCUUGUGUCUCAGACUUUUGCCUAUCCAUUCAUUCCACACCUUGACUGGAAACUGAUUGUUUCAGGGUUAGGUGAUUCUCAGACCAGGGAAAGGAUUAAAUGAUUCUCAGAGGAGUCUGAGGCUGAAAGCACUUAGGGGGAUCUGAGACUACAAUUGUUUGAGGGAGAAUAAAUUAGCAAUAAGGAGAAGGUGAAUCCUGUUUCUUGAUUGCUGGCUGACCACACUGAGUGGGUUUCAUGGCUUGUGUGGGGCCUUGUGUGUGUAUCAUUGUUUGUGGCCCAGCUCAGCACAUGCUGGUGAGCCCUGCCGCCAUAUCUCCCUUGUGACUUUCCUUGAGAGAUGGGGGGUAUGAGAGGCCUUGGGAGAUUCCACUUUCUCUAUAGGCAGUCUGCUUCAUCCCACAGGGCUGGUGAGGUCUGUGCCCCAUUUAGAAGAGGGGCCUAUGUCCCAUGAUCAUGCUUUAGGGGGCAUCUCAAGCAGGGGUAGACUGGGGUGAGUAAUUAUUAAUAUUUUUCAGUGCUCUCUGUCUUUAUUUUGAUUUGGGAUCUAAAAUUUUUAGGAUUAAACUGAUUCCAGUUGUUU
Molecule: messenger RNA, 8190 nt
Organism: Herpailurus yagouaroundi (jaguarundi)
Lineage: Eukaryota; Metazoa; Chordata; Mammalia; Carnivora; Felidae
Gene: IGSF9B
Product: immunoglobulin superfamily member 9B
Exons: 20
Coding region: 166-4485 (1439 amino acids)
Cellular component (GO): neuron projection
Molecular function (GO): protein binding
Source: RefSeq, a predicted model, not a curated record